This is a messenger RNA of Eruca vesicaria subsp. sativa (arugula), 444 nucleotides long. NCBI's taxonomy places the organism in Eukaryota, Viridiplantae, Streptophyta, Magnoliopsida, Brassicales, Brassicaceae. The record is from the annotation of a GenBank genome assembly.
AUGAGAGGGAUCCUUGUUGAUUGGUUAAUUGAGGUGCAUUACAAGUUUGAGCUGAUGGAAGAGACCCUUUACCUCACAAUCAACCUCAUAGACAUGUUUCUUGUGGUUGCUAACCAUGUCCCACGGAAAAAGCUUCAGCUUGUGGGUGUAACAGCUUUGUUGCUUGCUUGCAAAUACGAAGAAGUCUCGGUUCCGGUUGUUGAUGAUCUUAUCGUGAUCUCUGACAAGGCGUACACUAGAAGAGAAGUUCUUGACAUGGAGAAGUUAAUGGCGAAUACCUUGCAAUUCAAUUUCUGUCUGCCUACUCCGUAUGUGUUCAUGAGGAGGUUUCUGAAAGCUGCACAAUCUGACAAAAAGGUGGAGCUUCUAUCAUUCUUCAUCAUAGAGCUUUGCUUAGUGGACUACGAGAUGCUUCAGUACGCUCCUUCUCGGAUUAAAUUUUGA